CAGAAGAGGUUUUCAAUUACGUCAGAGUUAACUAUCGUCUGUCGAAUGUCAUCAAUAAUUUUCGAAUUAAUGGCGUGAAUUUUAUGAUUAUGAUUAAUUAAAUAUUUACUUAAUGGAAGCGAUUCUGCUCUGUAUGAAAAUAAAUGAAUCUAAAAGCCAAAGAAUAAUUAUAAAGAUAAAGCAAGUUUAAGAGUCGCCUCUAAUGUACGUUUCUUGUUUGGUAAGUUUGGUGUGUCUGACAUCUUGCUGUCCAAGGGAGUGCGCCGUCUACAUAAUAUAUAAAGCUUUACCUCUCCGUCCAGGCAUCGCCACUUCGCACGAGUUAGUCAGCAAGUGCAGCAUUUCUUACGCCUGUUGUGAGCAGCCUUGUUGAGUGGGUGAAAGAAAACUUUGGGUUUGGACUUUUAGGAAGACUUCUCUGUAAAAAUUGUGACAUGUGUCGAAAUAUCAAAAUCAGAGCACUUUUGUUCUGUUUCGCCGUUGCAUCCUGUUCCACUCUUCCUAAGCAGAAUGAAAUAAAGAGAAGAUUAAUAAGAGAAGCGAGCUACGAUGAUGGCAUGACAUUAAAUUUUGAUCAGUCAGGAAAUUGCAUAUUUAUGAGAUCCCAAGAAGGAACUUACACAUUUAUGUCGCCAGGUAGUCAACAAGUUUGUGGAUUAUACAUAAUAACAGAACCAGAAUAUAUAGUGGAGUUCGAGUUCGAAAACUUUGACAUAUCUUGUUCCAAGGAGGGACUUUUAACUGUAAUGGAUGGCUGGGAAUUAAGUGGCCAAUUUUUCCCCGGAUUAGCAGAUCAUCAAAAAUCUUUAGAGAGACGAUAUCAUAAUUUCUGCGGUAUUAAAAAGCCUCACAAAGUCUUCAAAAUGUCACAGAAUGUAGGUCUUUUGGAAUUUAGAGUGCCUAUUUCUGGUGACGGGUUUUCCGUCGCCGUUAGAUUCCUCGAUAAUCCUAAACCUUGUAAUGCCGUUUUAUAUUCUCCCGCGGGAGUUUAUACGUUAAGAAAUCACGGACGUCCUGCUAACUGCAGUAUAUCAAUUAUAUAUCCCGAAACCAUUCAGAUUUUAUCGACAAACGUAGGCAACCAGAGAUAUACGAUGCAUGGAAGAUAUAUGGAUGUGGAGACGGGGACUUUACACAAAUGUAAAAAACGUGGAAUGGCCGAUUAUGUGGAGAUUAGAGGUGGAGAUGGUUUGGAUCCCGGAUUGAUGUCUGUCGCUGAGGAUUUCUGUGGAUUGGAUUCAUUUCCAAAUAUUUAUUUAUAUUCUAUUAAAGGAAAAAAUACAGUAGAUAUCGGGUGUGGAAACACUGCAGUCCGCCUUGUUUCGAGUGGCCAAUAUGAAAAUUCAGUCACUUUUGAAUAUAGUAUUCUGAGUGAUUUUAGUUCUUUGAGUCUAUUGUGUCCAGGAAUGCUUUCUUCACUCUCAUCCUAAUACAAAUAACCGUUCCUGUUCCAUAAAUGAACAUCCACCAGCGGCAGAAGUCCCGUUUUCCAUUCUACAUAAUAAUAUAACUUAAAAAAA
Messenger RNA from Centruroides sculpturatus (bark scorpion), 1520 nucleotides. RefSeq names its product corticotropin-releasing factor-binding protein-like. Bases 435 to 1430 code for a protein of 331 amino acids. Gene Ontology annotation, biological process: negative regulation of corticotropin secretion; negative regulation of corticotropin-releasing hormone receptor activity; hormone-mediated signaling pathway. The record is from RefSeq and is a predicted model, not a curated record. The transcript is spliced from 10 exons. NCBI's taxonomy places the organism in Eukaryota, Metazoa, Arthropoda, Arachnida, Scorpiones, Buthidae. Gene Ontology annotation, molecular function: corticotropin-releasing hormone binding.